GGACCGAGAGCGGGGCGAGGCCAUGUCGGACCUGGGCUCGGAGGAGUUGGAGGAGGAGGGGGAGAAUGACCUUGGGGAAUACGAGGGAGAGCGGAAUGAGGUAGGUGAACGACACGGACACGGGAAAGCAAGACUGCCCAAUGGGGACACGUAUGAAGGGAAUUAUGAACACGGGAAAAGACAUGGCCAGGGAGUCUACAAAUUUAAAAACGGUGCUCGGUACAUUGGAGAAUACGUUAAAAAUAAAAAGCAUGGUCACGGCACUUUUAUAUACCCAGAUGGAUCAAGAUAUGAAGGGGAGUGGGCGGACGACCGAAGGCACGGUUACGGCAUCUACUACUACGUCAAUAAUGACACCUACACGGGGGAGUGGUUUGCUCACCAAAGGCAUGGGCAAGGCACCUAUUUCUACGCAGAGACGGGCAGUAAGUACGUAGGUACCUGGGUGAAUGGACAGCAAGACGGUGCGGCCGAACUCAUUCACCUGAACCACAGGUACCAGGGCAAGUUCUUGAACAAAAACCCUGUCGGCCCUGGAAAGUACGUGUUUGAUAUCGGAUGUGAGCAGCAUGGGGAGUACCGUCUAACACAUGCGGAAAGAGGAGAAGAGGAAGAGGGGGAGGAGACGAUGAUGAUGACCGUGGUUCCCAAAUGGAGGGCCACCAAAAUCACAGAGCUGGCUCUGUGGCCCCCAGCCCUCCCCAACGAGCAGCCGCCUACGGACGGGCCUGGCCCAGAAGAGGCUCCAGGACCCGAGGGUGGUGGGGAGCUCUCGGAGGAGGGCCAGGCUCUGGCAGAUGUUUCCGAGGGGGAGACCGACUCCAUGAGGCCUGGGCAGGACCACGGAGAUGGCACCUGGGAGGAGGGCCGAGAGGAUUUCCGAUAUGACGCCGUCGACCAGGGAAUUGUUAGUUUUGAAGAAGAAGAAAGUAAACAGUCAGAACUACUAGAGUGAGCUGACGUGAGUGGGAAGAAUAGGAGAUUUUAUCCCCAAAACGCUCUGUUAUUUGGCCCGUUGAUGCUAAUCCAUUAUUAAUCUUUCUUAUUAGUUGUUAAAUAGUGCACAGUUUGAAUAAACGUCUUCCUUAUCCUUUGUUUA
Callorhinus ursinus (northern fur seal) is the source of this 1099-nucleotide messenger RNA. RefSeq names its product radial spoke head component 1 (gene RSPH1). Gene Ontology annotation, biological process: axoneme assembly; spermatid development. The record is from RefSeq and is a predicted model, not a curated record. NCBI's taxonomy places the organism in Eukaryota, Metazoa, Chordata, Mammalia, Carnivora, Otariidae. Gene Ontology annotation, cellular component: nucleus; motile cilium.